Molecule: messenger RNA, 4493 nt
Organism: Frankliniella occidentalis (western flower thrips)
Lineage: Eukaryota; Metazoa; Arthropoda; Insecta; Thysanoptera; Thripidae
Exons: 8
Coding region: 1109-3247 (712 amino acids)
Source: RefSeq, a predicted model, not a curated record
AAAUUAUUGUAAAAACCGCUAGGUUUUGUCACAUUUCUCACAAACACAACACUAUACAUACGCUUCACCCACAUGUUAAUGAUAAAGCCGAUCAGUGCAAAUCAGUUCUGUUCUCGUUGCUUGGGGUUGCUGGAGCGCGCUCGUAGAAGCUCCCCUACUUGGUGUAAUUGAACCCUUGAGCUUUGUUUCUUUCGUCUUCUUCGUGCUGCAAAUAGAUAAUGUAGAGAAAAGGGAUGGGGAUGCGCUGUCAUGCAUUGCAUUGACUCGGGGUUUGGUGGCGUUAUCAGCCUGCCUCAGAUCAACACUCGUUUCCCUUUACCUACAACAGCAGAAGCAAGACACUUGGCUUAAUAGGUCCCCAUAUGCAUGUAUGUAUUAGCCUGUCUUUUCUUUUCUCUUUGGAAAAAGGCCGGUGCCUACUGUAAUUAUAGUUUUUGCCAUUUUCAAUUAUUCUAGUGUUUAUCCUUUAUUUUGAUUUUGCUGGUACACCUCAAAUGUAGUAUCAGUAAUUUUAAAACUAAGGUUAUGAACACAUUCAUUUUAGCAGUCUUCUAAAAAUUUGAAUUUAUUCCUCUGCUUGACAUUGCUCUAAAACUCUUGCAUAUUUUUCAAAAAAUCUUAUCUCGGUGGACUCUUAUUCUUUCUAUGUGUAGAGGAAAACAUUUGACCUACAAACUACUGAUGGGAACUUUUUAAGCAUGGCAAUUGUAGCUCAUUAUGUGAAAAGAUGUGCAAAUGACGCUUUAGUUUAUAAAUUUGUGAAUAUAUUGUAACCAUUUCUCUAGUUCUGUUUACUUUAUUUUAAAUGUAUCACAAAUGUAUGAUUUUAUACCUAUGAACAUUCUAGGACAAUAUUGCCAGGUGUAAGAGAGGAGUGCUAGUAUCUCUGAUCGCAAAUCUUUGUCCAGAUCCUAUUAGUGGUGGACUGCUCAUACAGGUUUUAAAAAUUAUGUCCGAGUUUAGUACAGAUGAUUCUUUUAGUAAUUUAAUUGAUGCAGAUUUAGCUUACUCUUACGUCUACCUUUAUACCUUGUCUAUACAGUAUUUUUUGUUACAUUAAGAUCCUUUUCACGUUUCUUUGUUUUGUUUUUUCUUUAAUAUCUUCAGUAUGGACAACAUGAGCCCCAUUUGGGAUAACAAGCUGCCAGUAGGCCUAAGAUUUAUGGUAACUAAAACAACAAAAGGUCGUUUAGGUUUAAUCAUUGGACAGCACAAAUUCAGGAAAUCCGGUACUCAAAAAGAUGGGACCCUUAUAUUCAGGUGUUCCUUAAAAGAUUGCCCUGCCAGGGUUAAUUUAGAUGCUGCUAUGCGAAGAGUCUUGAAGAUUAGAAUGAACCACAAUCAUCCUGGUCGAGAUUUAUCUGAUAUUAUCAAUGUUCGUCUCCCAGCUGGGUUAACGGCAUCUGAAGGACAGGCGGAAGAAGAAGCCAAAGUUGGAAGGAUUUCAGGAGGUCCUAAAAGGCAGCAAAUGCAAGAGCAGAGUGGGGGUAGGGAUGACACUAGUUCUUUGGAAGCAACUCUUGGGAUGGGCUCUGGUGGAGGAAUGAUGGAUCCAUCUGUGGCUGGGCCUAGCGGAUAUGGGGAUGAUGUCAGGGUCAAGAUGGAGCCAGAGUGGGUGGAUGCUGGAGCUCUGGAACCAAACUGUGAGUUGGAAGGACAGUAUGAUGAUGGACAAGAUUUUAACACAGGUUAUGGUGAAGACUCUAUUGGAGGCCAGGAAGAUCAGAGCUAUCAUCAUAUGUUCGGUGGUCAGCAGGAACAGGAACAGCCUCAGCCACAACAACUUCCUCUUAUUCCAGAUUCACAAGACCCUGUAAAACUACGUGUCCCAGGGAAGCCAAAUUUGACUAUCACUGUGGCUCCUACUCGACCACCUCCAACACAUUCUACUCCUCCUUUACCAGCACCACCUCCCCUCCAUUUGUUAAAUCCUUUGUUAAAUCGAAAGAGGGGAGGAAGACCGCGAGGUAGUCAGUAUGGAAGCUACAGUGAAAGCGAUGACAGAGUUACAACCAUCCUGACCGACAGUAUUAUAGCAAGCCAAAAGUUGGAGAAAAUGGGUGCAGCAGCAGCAGCUGGAUACCCACAUCCAAGUUUAGCUGCUGCAAUGACAGCUUCCCUUUCUAGUAGAGUCAAACCCAGGUCAAAAGAUCCAGAGGCAGUGAGAGCAGCUGAUAUUGUUAAUAGUGCUCAGAACAGAUCCGGACCCCGAGUUAAUGAGGAGUUGGAGAAGGUGCAUUUGAAACUUCGGCAAGAGGUGUUGGCUCUGGAAGUCCAGAAUUUAAAAGCUGAACGAGAAAAGUUGAAAGCUUAUCGGCGUAAUGUAGCAAUUAGAAGAGAAAUAAUGAUGCUGCAUCUUCAAUUGGGCAAGGGUAUCCCAUCUGAGUGUGCAAGUAGUGGAAGAGGACUUGAAACUGUUGAUCUAUAUGGCAGUGAAGAUGCAGAGCUAGAUAAUGACUUAUCUAAUUCUGUCUCAAAAGAUAGCUUUUCCAAUUCUAUUUCUAAGGAACAUACAAUCACAAAAUUACCUGAAGUAUCUAUAACUCUGAAUCAGUCAAGUCAGUCACCGAAAAUAUCAAUCCGGAAAUCCUUGCAGACAGCUAACCAGUCACCAAAUGUAUCGCCUUUGUCAGCCAGCUCUAGUGUUCAAGGGCCCACACCACCUCCAGGAAAUGUGAAGAAAACCAAAUCUGUGAACAAGCAGCAUGACAACAGAGAAGUCAGUGACAGUGCAUCAAUCAAUGAAAGUAAGCAGAUGAGUGAAGGAAGUCGUUGUGAUACUAGUACUGUAUGCGAAAAUUUAGAUUCUCCCGAAGACAAAAAACCAGUUAAUGAUGACCCUCCAGACAUAAAAGUGUUUAGUGAGCAUGAAAAUGAUACUGAGCUGAGUGAAAGUAAAGCCUUGAGUUCAUGCCAACAGUCAGUCUCUUCAACUGAUCCAGGGAAAGAUGACCUUGCACCCUUAGACUCUGUAUCUUCUGAUUUGAGUAUUGAAAUGCUCUCUGAACCUGGGUCCAGUCAAUGGACUAAUCAAUCGUCGGCACCUAUGACUGAACAUGAAGGAUUUGAUGAUCUACAAUUUGAGGGGGAAGACAGUUAUGACAACACAGAUAAUAUAGGAGAAUUUUCUGGAGGACCCAUUGGUAAGGAACCUCCAGAUGCCCAAUUUACUUCAUUUUCUGAAGAAACUGCACCUAAAAGAAGAAGAGUUGAUAAUAUGUGGGAACCAGAAGAUGGAAACUUAUGACACAAUGACAUUUUAAAUAGUUAUUUGAAUGACCACCUCUUGUAAUUCAGUUUUGGUUUUGUAGUAAGUCUUUCAGGAUCUGGAAUCUUGAGUAGUCUGUUAUAAAGUCUGAAUCGCUUCUUUACCUUCUAUAUUCAAUGACUUCUCUAAAAUCUGUAUUAAUUAAAAGCUAAUAUUUUUUUCAUCACAGUACUUACAUUUUAAGACAGAACAUUAACAUCACCAUUUAUACAUCUAAUGAUACUGAUUUAUUUUGUGAUGUAUGUUGAAUUUCUGUGCUCUACCUAGUGUUUUAAUGAUAAACUGUAAAUUAGAGGUGUAUUUACUGGCUAGUUUUAUGUAUUUUUAAACUUUGUGGGUAGCUGUCCAUUUGGUUUGAUUUGAGGCACACACAUCAAGACCCAAAUGCUAUUAUGUGCGCGUAGUGUAAAUAUGUUUAUCAUUAUUUUAAGUAAGAUUUUUUUAACAAUGCCAUUUGUGCCAUUGUUGUAGGUAGCUGUCGUAUGCUAUUUGAAAGGCUGUGUUGGACUCAUUCCUCAACAACUCUGUGUCAUGCUAGGUUGUUAUUUCGUACCUGCUUUGUAAUGUCAGGAAUGUUCUCAGUAUUGAUUAUUUAAUAUGUAGUGUACAUAUGUUUAUGUUAUUUCAUUGAGUGGCCUUAUUCCUGUCCAGUUAUGUUUUGCAAAUUUUAGGAACCAUUCAAAUGAAAUUUUGAUUUGUUGAAAUAAGAAUGAUUUUUAGAUGCUCAUAGGUGUAGAUAUUAGGACCGGAGCUUCUCAGGAAAUUGUGUAUUUCAUGACAACUAUAAUUUUGUUUCCUCCUCUAAAAGAUUGUGUUAAUAGUUGAUAUUAAAUUAAUUUAUCAAAAAGCUAGACUGGUAGUGAUGGGAUGUGAUCAAUAACUUAUCAUUUAUUUCACCGAAUAUAACUGUGUAUGUUUAGAAACAGACAAACCUUUGACUUUUCAUGUUAUAAAGUUUUUGCUGUACGUCUACCAUAGCAGACUAUUUGUUUGUACGGUAUCAAGUGUUUUCUAGACAAUUUCAUUACAAUGUGCUAUACAUGUUUGAGGAAGUUAUCAUACAAGCACAACACAAUUGAAGUGACUUGAGAUCUCAUUUUUAAACACAGUACUAUCUUGUCAAGAAAUGAGAAUGAUUUGCUUUUAAUGUGCAGUAUCAGGAUGCUAUAGCAUCUGAAAUGUAAAUAAAUUUUUUACAUGGACAUUAAAACACAACUUUGUAAAA